Aspergillus alliaceus is the source of this 2364-nucleotide messenger RNA. RefSeq names its product glycerophosphocholine acyltransferase. The transcript has 2 exons. NCBI's taxonomy places the organism in Eukaryota, Fungi, Ascomycota, Eurotiomycetes, Eurotiales, Aspergillaceae. Gene Ontology annotation, biological process: phosphatidylcholine biosynthetic process. The record is from RefSeq and is a predicted model, not a curated record. Bases 475 to 2115 code for a protein of 546 amino acids.
GCUCCUAGCUCCCAUUGGCUCCUCCGGGGAGGUCCCCCCAUCGUGAGUUGCAGCUCCAGCGCUGGAGAAACCAAGGAAACACGGCAACGGAGCACUGGCCAACCAUAGGUGACAACGCGUGCACACCCAGAACCUCAACUUCCAACUUGUCCUUAACAUCUUCCCUCUGCCCGAUUUUCACCCCACACUCGGUGGUUUUGAUCACUCGACUAACUCUACUGGGGGUCAUGCGCUUUGAAUGUUGAAGGAGACUGGAGGGCUUCGAUCGUUCGAGUGUGACUCGAAAGUUUGGGACCGAUCUACUACGCUCCUCCGAGUAAGUACUUAUUGAAAACGGUCUUUCAUAGAUUGAUACAGUACCCACUAUUCCUUAAUGUCGAUAUUCCUCACCAGUCUCCGGGGAUAUCGGAUUAACUGCUUGUGAUAUAUCAUCGAGAUAACCAGAACUGGCGGAUCACGCUUCUGCGGUAAAUCAUGGGGAUGCUAACAUUCGGGCGUUUUCUUACUAGACCCUAUCCUCACUAUCGUGAUCGUGACGGCCCUACGAUUUUUUCUUUUCAACAGAAACUCGUUAUGGAGGAUGGUGCUUCCUACUCGGCCGGCAACUCGCCCGUCCUUCAGGUGGUUCAAGGCGAUGAAAUCUCAGACUUGGACGAAAUUGCAGGAUCCUCCGAUGGCUUUUAUUCGCCGCCUGGUACACCUAGACGCCCUUCUUUCUCUUACCAAGAUGACUGGGAGACUUUUCCUCCAUUGGAUAAGUUGACGGUAUUCGACCUGCUGGACAACUUCUCCCUAUCCCAAAGGCUCGAAAAGCUACAGCGUACCAUCAAUGCGCAGAAAGAAAAGAUGAAGAAACAGCGGGAGAAGCUGAAGUACACCUCUGCAACUGCAAAGGACCGUGUCAUGGGUGAGUGGAAAAGACGCGUCCCAACGGCUGACGAGCAGCUUGACAAGUAUCGCCGCCGUAUGAAGGCCAGCGUUGAGCGUCUGGGGAAGCAAUGGAACGCAACAGCGACCGUUACAUUACGCGAGAAGAUUUCAUUCAUCGCCGGUGUCCUCAAUAUCUUCUUUAGUGGCUACCUCAUUGGAGCCCAUCCAGAGUCUUUCUAUAUUUGGUUCACUAUACAGCUAGCCUACUUCAUGCCGAUUCGAUACUACAGGUAUCACGAGCGGGGCUACCAUUACUUUCUGGCUGACCUCUGCUAUUUUGUCAAUGUACUAUGUAUGCUGAGUAUUUGGGUGUUCCCAAGCUCCAAGAGACUCUUCAUAAGCAGUUACUGUUUGACUUUCGGGAACAACGCUGUUGCAAUUGCUAUGUGGCGAAACUCGCUUGUAUUCCACAGUAUGGACAAGGUUGUUAGUCUGUUCAUUCAUAUUAUGCCGCCAGCGACCUGGCAUUGCCUUGUUCAUUUGACUUCUGCGGAGAGGCUGAAGGGCAGGUUCCCAGCUAUUUACGACAUCAAAUUCAGUGAGCCUGGCUCGCCGGACCACUUUUCACUCUUAUCCAUGAUGAUCUGGGCAACGGUACCCUAUACAAUCUGGCAGUUAUCCUAUCAUUGCUUUAUCACCGUGCGGCGUGCCGAGAAAAUUGCUGCAGGACGACCGACCAGCUUCACGUGGCUCCGCAAGUCGUAUGCGAAAAGCUGGAUUGGUAAAAUAGUUUUAGGCCUGCCCGAAUCACUACAGUCUCCCGCCUUCAUGCUGAUCCAAUAUUUCUAUGCGAUUUUGACAAUGAUCCCAUGCCCACUUUGGCUAUGGUCCCGCUGGGCUAGCGGAAUAUUUCUGACUGCGCUUUUUAUCCUGAGUGUGCACAACGGCGCGACCUACUACAUUGACAUAUUUGGCAAGCGGUUCCAAAAGGAACUGGAAGAGCUGAAAAGAGAUGUCGCGCGGUGGCAGUCCUCUCCAGAAGGAACCGCUAGUCCAACCAUUCUGACGUCAGACCGCGCUGUUGCCACUGGGGCCCACAUCUUGGAUGAUUCUAGAGUCACAGCAAAUGAUGGAGAGCUCGACAAGGCAAGCAUCGAUCAAAUUCCUCUGCUCGAUUCCAACGCGACUUCGCGUGAUAUACAAGAUGCAGCCUCUAAUUCCCAGGUGGUGCGAGAAAGGAAAUAGCAUUUACUUCCCAAUGCUCAUAUUGAUGUUAGUUCUGGCGUUUUUCCCUCUUGGUUUCCAGCUUGCCGGUUCUGCCACACUUGCGAUUUUGGAUCAAUGAUACCCAACUUACUAAUCAGUCGUUCUUUGCUAUACAUGUUUCACAAGAUAUACGUGUUCAUAUAUAGAACAUACUUUGGUUGACAGCAUGCAGACUUUUAAUUAUUGCUCUAUAUUUGAUCAAUCAGAAUAUGACAUCAGAGAUGAUCU